Messenger RNA from Phalaenopsis equestris, 1184 nucleotides. RefSeq names its product lysM and putative peptidoglycan-binding domain-containing protein 1-like. Lineage: Eukaryota; Viridiplantae; Streptophyta; Magnoliopsida; Asparagales; Orchidaceae. The record is from RefSeq and is a predicted model, not a curated record.
CCCCCCCCCUCCUAAAUCGUCAAUUUCAGGGAAGACAAUAAGCAGAUCCCGCCCCCGCGAUGCAGGCGGAGCGAGGCGCGACGAAUUCUCACAUUGUAUCUGAUGGGUCGUCUUCUCAGAAGUCCCCGAUAUUAUCCUCUUCAGCUUCGAUUUCUGCACCCUCUUCCUUCUCGCCGUCCGGUGUUAAGUUUAUCGAGCACCGCGUUUCCAAGAUGGAUACCCUCGCCGGAGUUGCUAUAAAGUACGGCGUUGAGGUUGCGGAUAUCAAAAGAGCAAACGGUUUGGUGACAGAUAUUCAAAUGUUUGCUCACAAAUCAUUGCAGAUUCCUCUGCCGGGAAAGCACCCACCAACCCUUUUGGUGUCAAAUGGCUCAACUCAAAAUGGAGAGAAGAGUCCACCCAACAGAUCCCAUUAUGACAUCCUGAAUUCUCUUGAAUCCCUCAAAUUGAAACCAAACCGCCAUAACCACCAAAUUUCCCCCGCAAUGUGCGGCUUACAGAGCUUCUAUGGCUUCACACGACCUGAAAUGGCUCUCUGCAAUUCAGAAAAAACUCCCCCUCUCCCUCCGGAAAAGAAAAAACUUUCAGAAUCAUCACCAACCUCGGAUCCAAUCCUCCGUCGCCAUCGAAAGAGCCAUAGUUUGGUGAAUGUUGCAUCGCUCGCCGAUGGUGAUGUCUCUGAAGACAGCACUCACUCCGACCGAUCCAUCAGAAGGCGACAGAAGGCCGAUGCCGAGCCGCUGGCGGCGGCUAUCCUGCUCAGGGAGAAGGCGCCCGCGGCGGAGCCGCUGGCGGCGGCUAUCCUGCUCAAGGUAGAAGGCGCUGGAGGAAUGUUUCCAGGAAGGACGGGUAAAUGCACGGCUUUGAGGCCGAAGACUGGGAGCAUGAUGGAGAUUGAAGCUUCUCGCCGGAGCUCUUCGUCGGUUAUGGAGUCGUUGGCGGAUGUGUUUGUUUCGGUUCGAAAGUCAUCAAGCACCUCGAACCUGAGUGAACCUGAGAGCAGUUUUUCAGCCAUUUGGGGAACCAGCAAACGGUGUUGGAAGCCUGAUGGUGUUGUAAGGCCUAUUUUUGAUGGAUUGCCUAAGCCUAUAAUUUCAUGGAAGAACAAAGCAGCCCUUGAUUAGCCUUUCUUUUUUGGUGAAAAUUUACAUAAAUACCACACAUUUCUUAUGUUUUUACAUAUA